AAUUUUCAGGUCAAUCAAACCUUCUGACGAUGAGAUGAUGGGUGUCCUGGAUCCACGUAGCAUUUUUCUUUUCCUAGUAUUUGCCACGUCAGCCACGUGGUGCCAGCAUAUUCACAACGACGAUUAUUUGACGAGGAUAGAGGAGAAGCUGACGACUGAUCGAGAUUUUUAUGAUCAAUGGAUGGAGUUGAUAACUUUACAGAAUUCUCAACUAGAAGAACAAGAAGAAGAUUAUCCAUUAGACUACAUAAUGACGGACCUCGAAAAGUGCGGACCACGCAAAUUCGCGAUUCCGGCGAUCAACGAUGUGCACCAUUUGCAGGCAAAUUCGAUAAAAUAUUACGCAGAGCUGGGACAACUCUCGUCGUAUUGUCCCAGUAAUUUUACGCUUUUGCAGAAAGGAAUUCUGGGACCAUGCAACAUUCGAUCCUCGGAAAUGUCUCUUCCAUCUCUGCCCUCAAUGCUCCAACUCCGUGGAGCACAACUUGACCAGAUUGAGUCCGGGCAGCUGGAUGAGUCGCUCGCCGACCAGGCAAGAGAUAUCGGGGAGAGAAUCCGGAAAAUUGAGGGAUUCGAGAACGAUUGGAAGAUGAUCGUGAUCCUGGCCACUAUUCAGGACGGAAAAGCUUCUGAAACAGGACAGACUGCUGUGGAAGUAUUAUCUGCAAUUGAGGAGCUGUUGAAGCUGGUUCCAGAGAAGACAUUUGUAGUAGUCCUACGAUCAUCUGGAAGCGGAAUCUGGAGAGAUGCAAGCCAUCAGUCAUUGGCUUGUAAAAGUCAGUUGGCUCAGUGGAAAGUUCAUAAUAAAUUCAACUACAACUCGGUUUGGAAUCAGGUCGAAACUAUUGUCGAGAAGAACUACAGAAAACCCCAGUUCCAUGUAGAAGUUCUUCCUCUUCUCAAGGACCCAGCACUAACCAAUUUGCCUGAUGGAGUAGAUCUCAGUGCUCUUGGCUAUGAUUGUGCUCAUUUCUCGGAACGAGGGCUCUCUCUGCUUCAUCUUGCUAUUUGGAACUCGCUGUUCACUCGAAAUAAAGCGAGAGAAUCGCAAUUCCGCCCGACAGCGUCACAAGUUUUUUGUCCAGAUCCUUCUUGCCCAUUCUUCAGAACACCAUCCAACUCCGACAUGUGCAUUUGGACUGGAACAAUGCCUGACGACGAGUUCUAUUGGGUGGAUUAUUUGAUUUUUAUAGGAAUUUGGGUCCUUCUCAUGGUGCUCUUCGUGAUCAUAUUUUAUUGCAUUUGCGUGACGAGAAGAGUUGCUUCAGAGAAGACACCAACGAAAGCGUUCGGAGCUAGCUUUAGCUCUAUCAAAUUUAUUGAUGAGGACGUUGUCUAGAAGCCAGGAAUCUAAUCUCUAUCUAAUCUCAAAAACGCGGGUCCCCAAUCAUUAUUAUGUGUCUGUGAUUAAUAAAAGUUUCUGAUUUUAAAAU
Molecule: messenger RNA, 1433 nt
Organism: Caenorhabditis elegans
Lineage: Eukaryota; Metazoa; Nematoda; Chromadorea; Rhabditida; Rhabditidae
Gene: Y40B10A.9
Product: Phospholipase B1, membrane-associated
Exons: 6
Coding region: 38-1339 (433 amino acids)
Molecular function (GO): glycerophospholipase activity
Source: RefSeq, marked reviewed